CUGCAGCCGGCAGCUCACCCUCCCACGACCGACAUGGCCCAGGAACGCCCCUCUAGUACUGUGGAGCCCGAGCACGUCCAGCGGCUGCUGCUGUCCUCUCGUGAGGCGAAGAAGUCGGCCUACUGCCCUUACAGCCACUUCCCUGUUGGGGCUGCCCUGCUCACCAGGGACGGGAGGAUCUUCUCUGGGUGCAACGUAGAAAACGCCUGCUACCCACUGGGCGUGUGCGCUGAGAGGACUGCCAUCCAGAAGGCCAUCUCGGAAGGGUACAAAGAUUUCAGGGCUAUUGCUAUUGCCAGUGACUUGCAAGAAGAGUUCAUCUCUCCCUGUGGAGCCUGCCGACAAGUCAUGAGAGAGUUUGGCACCGACUGGGCCGUAUACAUGACCAAACCAGAUGGCACAUAUGUAGUCAGGACAGUCCGGGAGCUGCUGCCCGCCUCGUUCGGGCCUGAAGACCUGCAGAAAGUUCACUGAAGGCUGGAGAAUACCUACUGCCUAUGAGGGCCUGGGUUCCUGCCUAAGGGACA
Messenger RNA from Acomys russatus (golden spiny mouse), 527 nucleotides. It is a transcript of the gene Cda, whose product is annotated as cytidine deaminase. The coding region runs from base 34 to 474 and encodes 146 amino acids. Gene Ontology annotation, molecular function: zinc ion binding; cytidine deaminase activity. Gene Ontology annotation, cellular component: cytosol. The record is from RefSeq and is a predicted model, not a curated record. Lineage: Eukaryota; Metazoa; Chordata; Mammalia; Rodentia; Muridae. The transcript has 4 exons.